AUGUGUAGGUUUUUUUUAAAAAAUUGAAAAAAAAAUUUGAAUUUUUUUCAGCACACGCUCGUUUUAAAAACGUGCUCCAAUUCGAAUUGACCGCCCAAAAUGUCAAAUUCAAAAAAAAAUGUCCAAAUCAAAUCAAUCCCAAUUUUGUAACUCGCCAAAAAAUGCCGGAAAAAGUUAGAACUCCUCGUACGGUUUUGAAUGAACAAGAUUUGCCGGUGGUUGAUGGAUGGAAUGCGGCUUAUGUGAGUGACACACCGUGACUUUUUUUCGCGCCGAAAUUUGAUGAAAAAUGAUGGUUUUUGGGGCGAAAACGAGCGAAAAUGCGGUUUUCGUGGUGGGACCCGAGAAAAAUCCGAUGGGUCUCGCAGCGAAAUCCCCAAAUUCUUCAGAAGUAGUGCAUGUUUAUACUCAAAAUGCUCCAAAUUUCACAGGGAGCAAGAGGAGAGCCUUGAAAAUUCAAAAUUUUCGCUGCGAGACCCAAAAACCUGGGUCUCGCAGCGAAAAAACUGAAAAUUAUCAGAAAAUAGGCAUGUUUAUACUCAAAAUGCUCCGAAUUUCACAGGGAGCAAGAUGGGAGCCUUGAAAAUUUGAAAUUUUCGCGUCGGGACCCAAAAAAUCAGGUUUUUUCGCUGCAAGACCGAAAAAACCAGGUUUUUUCUCUGUGAGACCGAAAAAAUCAGGUUUUUUCGUUGCGAGACCGAAAAUAUCUGGUUUUUUCGCUGCAAGACCGAAAAAAUCAGUUUUUUUCGCUGCGAGACCGAAAAUAUCUGGUUUUUUCGCUGCAAGACCGAAAAAAUCAGUUUUUUUCGCUGCGAGACCCAAAAACCGGGGUCUCGCCACGAAAACCCUGAAAAUUAUCAGAAAAUAGGCAUGUUUAUACUCAAAAUGCUCCAAAUUUCACAGGGAGCAAGCUGGGAGCCUUGAAAAUUUGAGUUUUUCGCUGCGAGACCCAAAAACCUGGGUCUCGCAACGAAAACCUUCAAAAUUAUCAGAAAAUAGGCAUGUUUAUACUCAAAAUGCUCCAAAUUUGCAGUCGGACCUGCUCAAAUACCUCUCCGCCUCACACGGUGAACUCAUCGACCACAUUGUGCUCAAAAUCGAAGAGCUCGGCGUCAAACGCGAUCAUUUGACCUACAUUGCGUUCGGUUUGACGGGAUUCUAUUUGAUUUUCGGCUCGGCGGCCAGAUUGUUGUGUAAUUUUAUUGGAUUCGGCUAUCCGAUGUAUGCAUCGGUUAAGGUGAGCGUUUUGCGGGAUUUUUGGCUGAAAAUUUGAGAUUUUCAGAGAAUUUUAAGCCAGAAACGUGGUUUUUAGGCUGAAAAUCUGAAAAUUUCCGGAUUUUUUAACCCAAAAAUCGAAUUUUUGAUGAAUUUUAAGCUAGAAACGUGGUUUUUUGGCUGAAAAUCAUGUUUUUUGACUGAAAAUCUGAAAAAAUCCUGAUUUUUUAACCCAAAAAUCACUUUUUCCGUGCAAUUUUCCUAGUCUUAUUAGGAAAUGACGAAUAAAAUAAUUGAAUUUCACAAAUUCUCGCUGAAAUUCAAUUUUCAGCGCAAAAAUCUGAAAUUUUUCGAAAUUUCUAGGGGAAACACGGGAUUUUACGCGAAAUUGCGGACUUUUUCAGAUACAGUACCUUUCUAGAUCAAUUUUUGAUGAAAAAUUUGAAUUUUUGAAUUUCCCGGGGUCAAUUUUCCACGCGGGACCCGAUUUUCCCGCCAAAUUUUGAUCUACCAUGAGAAAAUGUGGUUUUUUGGCUUUUGGAAAGGUUUCUGGACCAAUUUUUGCUGAAAAAUUUUAAUUUUUGAAGUUUCCCGGGUUAAUUUUCCACGCGGGACCCGAUUUUCCCGCCAAAAUUUGAUCUACCGUGAGAAAAUGGGGAUUUUUCACAUUAAGAAGCUUUCUAGAUCAAUUUUUGAUGAAAAAUUUGAAUUUUUGAAUUUCCCGGGGUCAAUUUUCCAUGUGGGACCCGAUUUUCCCGCCAAAAUUUGAUCUACCAUGACAAAAUUGGGGUUUUUCACAUUAAGAAGCUUUCUAGACCAAUUUUUGAUGAAAAAUUUGAAUUUUUGAAUUUCCCGGGGUCAAUUUUCCAUGCGGGACCCAAAAAUUCCACAAUUUUCCCGCCAAAACGGCUCUAGGCCAAUUUUCAAUGAAAAAUCGUGUAAAAAUCUUCAUGAAAAUUACUAAAAAUUUGAAAAUUUGUCAAAAAUAUGAUUUUUAACAUGAAAAUCACUUAAAAAAUUCAAAAAAUUGUCAAAAAUGAGGAUUUUCGGCUUCCGGAAACUUUUCUAGACCAAUUUUCAAUGAAAAAUUUGAAUUUUUGAACUUCCCGGGACAAUUUUCCACGCGGGACCCAAAUUUUCGCAUGAAAAUUGCUAAAAAUUUGAUCUAAUUGCAUUUUUGCAGGCGAUUCGCAGUCAUCAAACCGACGACGAUACAAUUUGGCUAAUCUAUUGGACGUGUUUUGCUGUUUUGUCACUUUUUGACUUUUUCUCCGAAGGAAUCCUCUCAUUUUUCCCAUUUUACUACAUUUUCAAGGCGAUUUUCUUGAUCUACUUGUAUUUGCCACAAACUCAUGGAUCCAUUGUUUUCUAUCACAAAGUUGUGAAUCCGUUGGUCAAUUCGAUCGAUAUUUUAUUGGGAUCGGGUGGAAAUUCGGGAAAUUCUGGAAAUCCGGCUGAAAAUACACAAGCUCCACUUACAGCUCCAACAAAUUAG
Messenger RNA from Caenorhabditis angaria, 2710 nucleotides. NCBI's taxonomy places the organism in Eukaryota, Metazoa, Nematoda, Chromadorea, Rhabditida, Rhabditidae. The record is from the annotation of a GenBank genome assembly.